CCCUGCGUGACGACGCAAGAUGGGCGGGUUUUUUUUCAAAGCGGAUGGCGGGACAUGGCGACGUUGAGGCCGUUUAAUAAACACCCGGACCUCAACACGGCCACUAUGCUGUUAGUUGGAGCCGAAGCUCUUCCUCUAGACGAACUUGCUGCAGCGAUUCUGAAGGAGAAAAGGUCGUUUGAAGUGAAUGUCCAUCUAGCAAAACGUCUGCCAUUGCCAGUGGAAAAUGAACACACUCGACCUCGGAUAGACCUCAUUGUAUUCCUAAUGGAUAUGCGCAGUCAGCAUAGUGUAGAAACUGUGAAGUCAUCAUUGGCUUAUGUUGAUGUGAACUUCUUUCUUGGAAAAGUUUGCUUUCUGGCAGUUGGGGACAAAUCUGUUAAACACCAGUCAGUGGACAUGUAUACACUGAAGCAACUGGCAGAUUCCUACUUGAGCCCCCUGAUACCUGUUGAACUUGAGUCCACAGAAAGAAGAGCAGUGAUAGCCAAAAGGCUUCUUCAGAUGUUGAAGGUGGCGGCUGGCCUGGUCCCAGGUAUCUCAGCCCUUGCUCUCAGUUCUUUGAUAAGGCCUUCCUUCAAGACCGACAUGGAGAAAUGCUAAACGGCCUGUUGUAUUAUGGACAUUUCCAACUUACAAUUGCAAGGCCUCCCAUGAUAUUUCUUAUGUAACUCAUGCAAUAUCUUGAACUUCAAUUCAAUGUCCUACCCAAAUGUAUUGUGGAAGCCCCUUAAAUACAAUUGAGAUGUUGGGUAAUUAUUGUGUAUGUGGCCGAUUUGGUGUUUUCACUGUAUGAAGUCAGUUGAAAUGCAGGGUUGGAUGUAAUAUAAAACAUUUUUGGAGUAACACUGGUCUGUCAGUGAUCAACUAGUAUUUGGGAGUGGGGAUUGGACUGAGAAUAGAAAACUUGAUUUCAGAAUACAGAAAGUUUGAGCUAGAAUUCAGCAAGGGAUGAAUGUGGAUUUUUCAGUCUUGGGAUUUUAAGGAAAUGGUUUCUUCCUAUUAGUUCAAUGAUGCUUGUAAAUAAUACAAUGUGUAAUAGAAAUAAAGUAUAAACUAGC
This is a messenger RNA of Hypanus sabinus (Atlantic stingray), 1061 nucleotides long. RefSeq names its product proliferation associated nuclear element (gene pane1). The transcript has 6 exons. Bases 55 to 603 code for a protein of 182 amino acids. Lineage: Eukaryota; Metazoa; Chordata; Chondrichthyes; Myliobatiformes; Dasyatidae. The record is from RefSeq and is a predicted model, not a curated record.